Molecule: messenger RNA, 2828 nt
Organism: Platichthys flesus (European flounder)
Lineage: Eukaryota; Metazoa; Chordata; Actinopteri; Pleuronectiformes; Pleuronectidae
Gene: coq10b
Product: coenzyme Q10B
Exons: 5
Coding region: 71-772 (233 amino acids)
Biological process (GO): cellular respiration; ubiquinone biosynthetic process
Cellular component (GO): mitochondrion
Molecular function (GO): ubiquinone binding
Source: RefSeq, a predicted model, not a curated record
GGCGGGUCUAGCUGACCAAGGAGCUGCUGUCAGGAGAGAGAAGAAGAAGAAGAGGAGGAAGAAGAGGAAGAUGGCGAGAGGAGGCCUGAGGAGAGUCGCUCAGUGUCUGAGGCAGUCCGUGAGCAGAGACGUUCAGAGCAGGACCCACGUCAGGUAUCUGUCGUCAUGUGGGAUCCUGAUGACACGGGUGCCCCCCCUCCUGAGUGCGGCCAAGUCGGGGCGUGGCGUCGUGCUGCCGGCCCGCAGCUUCUUCAACCUGGCUGACUCCUUCUCCAAGAAGAAGGAGUACUCCGAGAGACGCAUCAUCGGGUAUUCCAUGCAGGAGAUAUAUGAAGUGGUGGCCGGUGUGGAAAACUACCGCCUCUUUGUUCCCUGGUGUAAGAAAUCUGACGUGGUGUUUCGGCGAUCUGGUUUCUGCAAGGCCAAACUCAGCGUGGGCUUUCCUCCUGUGGUGGAGAACUACAACUCUCUUGUGACUACAGUACGCCCCCACCUGGUCAAGGCGUCCUGUUCAGACGGGAAACUCUUCAACCACUUGGAGACGGUUUGGCGCUUCAGCCCUGGACUCCCGGGGUACCCUCGUACCUGCACCGUGGACUUUGGUAUCUCCUUCGAGUUUCGUUCCCUCAUCCACUCCCAGCUCGCUCACGUCUUCUUCGACCAGGUGGUGAAGCAGAUGGUGUCUGCGUUCGAACUCCGCGCCUCCAAGGUAUACGGCGCCGAGACGCCCAUCCCCCGCGAGCUCAUGUUCCACGAGGUUCACCACACGUAGCGACGCCCCCAAAAGGCAAACACAGAUAUCCGAUGCCAACGCCAGAGAGGAUGAGGGAGGAGAAGGUGUUAGUGAAAGUUGCAGUGCCUUUCUCACAGCUACGACCAAGUUCAUUCCCAACUGUUUCAUAUCUGAUAUAAGUGACACGGCUCCGGCUCCGAGCUUUCACCUUCACGCUCAACACUUCAUUCAGUGAGUUCCACCUUCUGAGAAGAAUCUGAGUUCUCAGGUUGUGAGCGUGAAGGUGAAACCACAGCAGCUCUGUCAUCACAUCUGGAAACACCAGUCGUUCACUUCACAGCUCUGACUGACUGGUUUACCUGAGCUACAGCUGCAGGAGUAUUCCAUCUCAAAGCUGCUGCAUCAGUUCAUCUUCUUAAAUAAUGUUUCACCACAUUAGAGACAAAUCGAUUUAUACUUGAAAGAUUUAGAAGUGGCACAUUUCCCACAGUUUUAUCGAGAAUCAACCAGUCAGACAAUUAUUCUGCAACUGUUUUAAUAAUUGAUUUAAUUCAUGUCAAACAUAUUUCUGGUUCCAGCUUGAUUUUCCUUCUCAGAUAUGAGAUUAAAGUGAAUAUUUUAAGCUUUUAGACCAAGCUGAACGCGUGACUAUGCACCUGUGGGAAGCUUGAAUGGACCUGUGUCAAUACUUUCCGAUAUAUUAAUGGAAAAAUUGAGAAACUCAUUUACAGAUAAUGGAAGCUAUCCUUCCUUUAACUGUGGUGACUCUGUGGUUACAGCCGUGCAGCUCGUUACGACCCAUUCACAAACCUUUCAUUCAGAUUCCAGUUCACAUGGGUCCUCAUGUCUGGAUCAUGUGACCGUCAGGGGUCGUCCCACAGGAGGAAGGUCAAAGGUUAAAGUCUUCUGAUGAUGUGAUGACACAAGCAGCAGCUGUAGUUGGUAUUAGACAUCUUUCAAAAUAAAAGACUUAAUAAUUGUCAAAUAACAUCAUGUCACGUUAUCAAGGUAUAAAAACAACUGACAGGGCCCAAGUCUGGUUUAACCACCACAGACAAUCACAUGAUGAGAAUAUGUAGUAAGAAUAAAGAGCAGAAAACAGGUGAGACACAGUCACUGGACGUUUUGUUUAAAGAGGACGAGCAGGAGGACGUGUCUGAUCUGUACACCAUCAGAAACACAAACCUGCUCUGGGAGCUAAACUUUUAUUUAGAGGAUUGCUUAUUGUUCUCGAUAUUAUGCUCAUGUUAUUGAUAAGAGAGCGAUGCUGGACAUGAGAGCUGCUGAAUUAUACAGCAAAGGGUGUUUUAUUUCUUCUUCAGUGUGCAAAAUGAGCUGUGUGUUAUUUUAAAUGCAGCUACGCAAACAUGUUAAACCAACUGUCGAUGUAAAGGACACAAAACCGUCCGACGACACAGAGACACCGGCCUGGAUUUAUUAAACACCAAGAUAAGAUGUUGUUUUCUGAACGUGAACAACGAGACACAUUACACUAGAGAUCACAUGAUUGAUCACAUGACAUGAUCCCAGCCUGUCAUAGAUACAUCCUAAAAUACAUUUUUCACGUCUAAUAUAAACAUUCAUGGGGAAAAUUUUCAAUGACAAUGCAAAAAUUCUAAUACAAUUAAAACACUUAAAUGACUCUAUUCUUACAAUACUAGGUACAGGAAACAGAGGCUGUCAUUGAACUCCCGGCAGAUGGGUUUAGAUGUCUUCUCUAAACCCAUCUGGAGAAUUUAGUUUUUGUUUUUAACAUUAAGGAUUAGAAGCAUAAAUUAGGAAUCUCUGCUUUGGUCCAGCGUGUCGGUCCAGAUCCAGACGGAGAGGUUUAAUAGAUCCAGGUCGGACGUGGUUUCACUGAGGUCACCUGCCCUGAACCCACGUCUCUCACAGACUGGAAGCAUAUUUAUCUCUAUUUUUAAACAAUAUACUUGUAUUUAUUACUUAAGUUUAAAGUGUAAAUAUUGGUAUUGAUAAGACGUAUAUAAACACUGCUUUUAAAGGGACUUGGUAUGUGUUCUGGGGAAAGUUGAAUGUUAAGAGACAGAUUUACCAGCUGCAUGAUUUAUAAAGUAUUUUUUCUAAAAAAGAAAAA